Molecule: messenger RNA, 717 nt
Organism: Knipowitschia caucasica
Lineage: Eukaryota; Metazoa; Chordata; Actinopteri; Gobiiformes; Gobiidae
Source: the annotation of a GenBank genome assembly
AUGGGGAACAGUGCCAUCAAGACCCACCUGGAGACCUCUCAGAAGACCGGGGUGUUCCAGCUCACGGGGAAAGGCCUGCAGGAGUUCCCGGAGGAGCUGCAGCGCCUGACCUCCAACCUGCGCACCGUGGAUCUUUCGGGAAACAAGAUUGAGGUUCUACCUGCGGCCAUCGGGAACUUUCUGCAGAUGAAGAGUUUGACGCUGAAUGCAAACAGACUGACCAGUCUUCCCGCUGAGAUCGGCAAACUGAAGAAGCUGGAGACUCUGAGCCUGAACCAGAACCAGCUCCAGACCGUCCCAGGGGCCCUGUGCCAGCUCAAAGCCCUGCGGACGCUGUCUCUGUCGGGGAACCUCAUCUCUGAGCUCCCCUCGGGGUUGGGGGCUCUGAGGCACCUAGACCUGUUGGAUCUGUCCCACAACAAGAUCCACUCCAUCCCCCCAGAAGUCCAGGAGCUCCAGGCCAUUGAGGUCAACCUCAACCAGAACCAGAUCUCGUCCGUGGCGCCGUCCAUCGCUCAGUGUCCGCGGCUGAAGGUUCUGCGUCUGGAGGAGAACUGCCUGGAGCUGGCUGCUGUUCCUCUGCAGGUUCUGGGUCAGUCACAAGUCUCGCUCCUGUCACUGGAGGGAAACCUGUUCGAGGUGAAGGACAUGAGGGACCUGGAAGGAUACGACAAGUACAUGGAACGAUUUACGGCCACAAAGAAGAAGUUCACCUGA